AUGGAGGCGAUUAGAUCAGAGAAGAGUUCGGAGAAACUGCCGCCAUUGCAGGGGCCUGUGGUGCAGAGGACAAGAAUGCAAGUGUGGUUUAUCAGGGUUUGUUCUAGCAUACUAAUAUGGACUUGUUUGGUUCAACUUGUGGCAGUUGGGGAGCUCUGGCAUCCUCGUUUGCUCACUGGUUAUUAUUCGGGAUUUACGAAGAUGUCGGCUCAUCGAGAGGGAUCACUGUUGCCUUCUUAUCCACCGGCUAGGAACUACACAAGUAACGGCUUUCUUAGAGUCACUUGCAAUGGCGGCUUGAACCAAAUGCGCUCCGAGAUUUGUGACAUGGUCACAGUUGCUCGUCUUCUAAAUCUGACAUUGGUUGUUCCCGAACUUGAUAAGGCAUCAUUUUGGGCCGACCCUAGCAAUUUUGAAGAUAUAUUUGACGUGGGCCAUUUCAUAAAUUCGUUAAGAGAUGAAGUCCGAAUUGUGAAGAGGUUACCUAAAAAAUUUGGCCUGCGGUAUGGAUAUCAACCACUUGUGAUGCCACCUAUUAGCUGGUCAAAUGAGCAAUACUACUUGCAACAGAUUCUACCUCUCUUUGACAAGCACAAGGUGAUACACUUCAACCGAACAGAUUCACGGGUGGCUAACAAUGGGAUCCCACUUGAGCUUCAGAGACUCAGAUGCCGUGUAAAUUUCCAAGCAUUAAAGUUUACACCAGAGAUCGAGGAACUUGGUAACAAGUUGAUUCGCAUUAUCCGGCAAAAGGGGCCCUAUGUAGCAUUGCAUUUGAGAUAUGAGAUGGAUAUGUUGGCUUUCUCAGGCUGCACUCACGGCUGCUCUGAAGAGGAAGCUGAGGAGCUUCGGCAGAUGAGAUACGCAUUUCCUUGGUGGAGAGAGAAAGAGAUAAUAUCUGAAGAGAGGAGGUCUCAUGGCUUAUGCCCUCUUACCCCUGAAGAAACUGCCUUGAUUUUGCAAGCUUUGGGUUUUGAGAAGGAUACACAAAUAUAUAUUGCAUCUGGCGAGAUAUAUGGAAGUGAAAGGAGACUUGCGGCACUAAGAGCCGCCUUUCCUAAGAUUGUGAAAAAGGAAAUGCUGCUGGAUCCGAAUGAAUUGCGCCAGUUUCAGAAUCAUUCAUCUCAAAUGGCAGCACUCGAUUUUAUAGUUUCUGUAGCAAGUGAUAUAUUUAUACCCACGUAUGAUGGGAACAUGGCAAGGGUUGUUGAAGGUCAUCGUAGGUAUCUCGGUUUCAAAAAGACCAUCCAACUUGACCGCAAAAAGCUUGUACAAUUAUUGGAUUUACAUGAAAAUGGAACUUUCUCAUGGGAUGAGUUUUCAGCUGCCGUUCGAUUUUCUCAUGAGAAAAGAAUGGGGCAGCCUGCUCCUCGUAUGGUUAUAGCAAACAAACCCAAAGAAGAAGAUUAUUUUUAUGCCAACCCACACGAAUGCCUGUGUGAAGGCUCAAAUUGUUCCGACGUAUUGGGCCCCAUGAAUUCGACUUUUGUCCAGCGAUAA
Striga hermonthica is the source of this 1500-nucleotide messenger RNA. NCBI's taxonomy places the organism in Eukaryota, Viridiplantae, Streptophyta, Magnoliopsida, Lamiales, Orobanchaceae. The record is from the annotation of a GenBank genome assembly.